Dermatophagoides pteronyssinus (European house dust mite) is the source of this 992-nucleotide messenger RNA. RefSeq names its product V-type proton ATPase 21 kDa proteolipid subunit c''-like. Lineage: Eukaryota; Metazoa; Arthropoda; Arachnida; Sarcoptiformes; Pyroglyphidae. The record is from RefSeq and is a predicted model, not a curated record. Gene Ontology annotation, biological process: proton transmembrane transport. Gene Ontology annotation, molecular function: proton-transporting ATPase activity, rotational mechanism. Gene Ontology annotation, cellular component: proton-transporting V-type ATPase, V0 domain.
UGCAAUGUUGGUAGGUGUAUCAUCAAACAUUGUUGACACACACUCGAUCAUCAUUCCUGAAUUAUUGUCCUUGUUCCAUAUGAUUUAUUAUUCCAUUAAUUAGAUCAGAUUCUAAAGAAUUUUAUUCCAAAUCUCAUCAUCAAAAUGAGUGUAUCAGCAUCAGUCCAUUAUGUUCUUCAAGCGACCACAUUAUUUACAUUGGUCUGCAUAUCACUUUAUUAUUGUCUUACUGGACGUGGUCGCCGUGCUGGUGAUAUUGGAUGGUUUUUAGAAGGUAUUUCACCAUACAUGUGGGCAUCGUUAGGUGUUGGUUUAUCAAUUUCAUUAUCGGUAGUUGGUGCAGCUACUGGUAUAUUUACUACCGGUUCAUCAAUUGUUGGUGGUGGUGUAAAAGCACCACGUAUACGUACAAAAAAUCUUGUAUCAAUCAUUUUCUGUGAAGCUGUUGCUAUUUAUGGUAUUAUUAUUGCAAUCGUUAUGUUGAAUAAUAUCAAAGAAUUUGAUGAAUCCAAAGUAUCCGAUAUACAACGAGCAAAAAAUUAUCUAGCUGGUUAUGUCAUGUUUGGUGCUGGAUUAACUGUCGGUUUGGGUAAUCUAUUUUGUGGUCUGGCUGUUGGUGUUGUUGGUUCAGGUGCUGCAUUAGCUGAUGCUGCUAAUCCGAAUUUAUUUGUUAAAAUUUUAAUUGUCGAAAUUUUUGCCUCGGCUAUCGGUCUUUUUGGUUUAAUUGUAGCCGUCAUAUUGAACGCAAAAGCUGAAAUGGGUGAAAAAUGAAGAAAAAACGUCGAUCAAUUUGUCCACGAAUAUAUCCAAUCAUUUGCUUGUUUUCUGCACACCAAAAUAAUUUUUUUUCGCUGUUUGUUUUAUUGUUAUUUAUGUAAAUUUAUCCAAAUCAUCAACGUGUGUCAUUCAUUUCAUUCAUAUUUUAUUCAAGAAGAAAAAACAAUAUGUAAUUCGAUUCGAUAUAUUAUCCCCUAGUCGAAAAUUGUGUGUUA